Messenger RNA from Aureobasidium pullulans EXF-150, 1475 nucleotides. Its product is annotated as WD40 repeat-like protein. The transcript has 2 exons. Lineage: Eukaryota; Fungi; Ascomycota; Dothideomycetes; Dothideales; Saccotheciaceae. Gene Ontology annotation, molecular function: protein binding. The record is from RefSeq and is a predicted model, not a curated record. The coding region runs from base 60 to 1097 and encodes 345 amino acids.
CAUGCCUGCUACUGGAUUCAGAUAAGAUCUUGACCGGUAGCGACGACACGAACAUCAAUAUGUACGAUGUACAGACCGGCGCGUUGCAAAAGAUAUUCCAGGGACAUGACGGUGGCGUGUGGGCAAUGAAGCAGGAGGGGGAUAUACUGGUGUCUGGUUCGACAGAUCGAACCAUACGAAUAUGGAGCAUUUCUUCUGGUGAAUGCCUCCAUGUCUUACGAGGGCACACAUCUACCGUCUGUUGUCUUGCCAUAUUGAACCCUGCCACGACUUCCGAUGGCCUAGUAAUGCCGGAACGACCCUUGAUUAUUAGCGCCUCGCGAGACUCGACUCUAAGAGUUUGGCAACUUCCCAAUCCUGAUGACCUUCCAACCUAUCAAGCCAAUUCUUCGGGCGACGAUGUUAGUAGCGCUUACCUGCUAAAUGUUCUCACUGGCCACCAAAACACCAUACGUGAUAUAGCCGCCCAUGGCGACACUAUCGUUAGUGGUUCAUUCGAUUGUACUGUCCGUGUUUGGAGAAUUCCAACGGGCCAAACAGUGCAUCGACUUGUAGGACAUACACAGAAGGUCUAUACGGUGGCUCUUGAUCACGAGUCUAGACGAUGCGUCUCCGGUUCAAUGGAUAACUCGGUCAAAAUAUGGUGCCUCGAUACAGGAAGCUGCUUAUUCACCCUCCAAGGUCACACAUCCUUGGUCGGCCUUUUGCAGUUUAGCCACGGAUUUCUGGUCAGUGCUGCAGCAGACGGCACCCUACGCAGCUGGAAUCCUGAUGACGGGACAUGUAAGAUCGUCUUUUCAAAACGUGGCGGAGCAAUCACAUGCUUCCAGCACGAUAGUCAAAAAGUGAUUGGUGGCUCGGAUCGAACGCUCAAGAUGUGGGACAUCAACACCGGCGAACACUUGCGCGAGCUGCUCUCGGACCUUACCGGAGUCUGGCAAGUCCAAUUCGACGAAAGGAGAUGUGUUGCUGCGGUACAGAGAAACCAGCUUACGUAUAUCGAGGUACUGGAUUUUGGCGCGCGCCGAGAUGGUAUGCAGGACCGAGGACGCCGUAUCGUGGUCGACGCACAUGGAUGCGAGAUCGAAGGCCUUUAAUAGACUUGCCACCACGAGGGGAGAUCUGAAACUUCCUGAUUGUCGUUAAGCAGAUUGUGCUUGACAAUUCUGUAUAUCACUUUUUUCUGACUGAUUGAUUGAAGUGUAGAUGUCCGUAAAACGCGUAUUCGCAUCAGUAUCACUGACCUGUCUGUUUUCUCUCUCACUUCCCGCCGCUGUAUCAAAAUACAACAAAAAAUGGGUGAGAUUAACACCAACGCAUUAAGUGUCUCGCUCAGAGUCUGUACACUCACCUCAGUUGACGGAGGCCGAGGCAGAGGAUGCAGAGUCGAGCCCAGUAGCAGGCUUUGAUGUCUUUUAUAAUUGGGCAGUGAAAACGACCUUCCAAGUUCGGCAACAUCGUGGGAAACUCUUGUG